Messenger RNA from Saccharomyces eubayanus, 840 nucleotides. RefSeq names its product Atp10p (gene ATP10). The coding region runs from base 1 to 840 and encodes 279 amino acids. Gene Ontology annotation, cellular component: mitochondrial inner membrane. The record is from RefSeq and is a predicted model, not a curated record. The transcript has a single exon. Lineage: Eukaryota; Fungi; Ascomycota; Saccharomycetes; Saccharomycetales; Saccharomycetaceae. Gene Ontology annotation, biological process: mitochondrial proton-transporting ATP synthase complex assembly.
AUGCAGGUCACUUUCAAAAGGCUUUACCAUCCCACUCUUGCUCGGAUGUCCUUCUUGAGUAAAUUCCUCAAGCCAAUGAUGAAAACAGCUUCCCCAAAGGACUACCAGGUAAAGCAAUUGAUUAAACCCGUAGGUUUGACAGAGGCGCCAAAGCGUAAUGUGAAAUAUUCGCAGGGAAACUCGCUGAAGGAUAUGUUCGAUUCGCAAAAGACUAACCACAGAGUGGAAGAAUUGAGCGCUGAAUUCAGCAAGUCCGGGCUUUACGAAGUACAAGUCUUCCAGAAGACUAAGGGGAAAAUGUUCUUGGCCCCGAUUUCAUACUGGAAGGACACUAAGGCUUUAUAUUUUCCUCAUCUAGUUGGUACUUCCGUGGAUGGUACGAAAGACCAAAAUAUUGAGGAUCUUCUGAGGGGUAAAACCAGUAUCGUGAGAUUAUUCAGCACAGCUGCUGGUGAUAAGUUGAGUGGUUCUUAUUUCCAAGAAGCAACCAGCGAUAACAAAACCACUGACUAUUUGAUGGAUGCUGAUGCUCGUUUGGGUCUAAACAAUCAUAAUGUGCAAAUCAUCGAAGUGAACCUCAUAGAGAAUGCUGUGAAAAGCGCCCUUGUAAAAACACUUGCUCGUUGGACUAAUCGUAUUCCAAACUGGCGUCAGCCGUUUUAUUUCGAGUGCUCCAGAGCUCAAUGGCCAUUUCACAUCAGAGAAGAACUCUUCUGCAAUAAUGUCUUUUCUGGCUACGUCUUUUUGGUGGACCAACACCUGAAAGUUAGAUGGGCAGCCUGUGGGGAGGCCACUCCAUCCGAAAAGGAAGCGUUGUGGAAGUUUGCUAAAAUCCUCUAA